UCAUUGCUGAUGUCAGAUGGAUGCUGGCUGAAAGCAGAGAAAACCAGAAGGAUGUUUACUUGUGUUUUAUUGACUACGCAAAGGCAUUCGAUUGUGUGGAUUAUAACAAACUAUGGAUAACACUGCAAAGAAUGAGAAUUCCAGAACACUUAAUUGUGCUCAUGAGGAACCUGUACAUAGAUCAAGAGGCAGUUGUUUGGACAGAACAAGGGGAUAUUGAUUGGUUUAAAGUUAGGAAAGGUGUGCGUCACGGUUGUAUUCUUUCACCAUACCUAUUUAAUCUGCAUGCUGAGCAAAUAAUCCAGGAAGCUGGACUAUAUGAAGAAGAACGGGGCAUCAGGAUUGGAGGAAGACUCAUUAACAACCUGCAUUAUGCAGAUGACACAACCUUGCUUGCUGAAAGCGAAGAGGACUUGAAGCACUUACUAAUGAAGAUCAGAGACCACAGCCUUCAGUAUGGGUUACACCUCAACAUAAAAGAAAAAUGCUCACAACUGCACCAAUGAGCAACAUCAUGACAAACGGAGAAAAGAUUGAGGCUGUUAAGGAUUUCAUUUUCCUUGGAUCCACAAUCAACAGCCAUGGAAGCAGCAGUCAAGAUAUCAAAAGACACAUUGCAUUGGGAAAAUCUGCUGCAAAGGACCUCUUCAAAGUGUUGAAGAGCAAAGACGUCACCCUAAAGACUAAGGUGCGCCUGACCCAAGCCAUGGUGUUUUCAAUCGCACCAACUGCAUGGGAAAGCUGGACAAUGAAUAAGGAAGACUGUAGAAGAGUUGACGCGUUUGAACUGUGGUGUGGCGAGGAAUAUCGAAUAUACCAUGGACUGCCAAAAGAACGAACAAAUCUGUCUUGGAAGAAGUGCGACCAGAAAGCUCCUUAGAGGCAAGGAUGGCGAGACUGCAUCUUACAUAUUUUGGACAUGUUGUCAGGAGGGAUCAGUCCCUGGAGGAGGAUAUCAUGCUUGGCAGAGUACAGGGUCAGCAGAAAAGAGGAAGACCCUCAACAAGGUGGAUUGAUACAGUGGCUGCAACAAUGAGCUCAAGCAUAAAAACGAUUUUAAGGAUGGCGCAGGACUGGGCAGUGUUUCGUUCUGUUGUGCAUAGGGUGGCUAUGAGUCAGAACUGACUCAAUGGCACUUAACAACAACAACAACUAACAGUGACUAAUGAAGAAACCCUGGUGGCGUAAUGGUUAAGAGUUCGGCUGCUAACCAAUAUGUCCGCAGGCCGAAUUGACCAGCCGCUCCUUGGAAACUACAUGGGGCAGUUCUACUCUGUCCUAUAGGGUCGAGUGAGUUGCAAUCGACUUGAUUGCAGCGGGCUUGGAUUUCUGGGCUUUGUUGGAAUGACUGAUGAGACUGAGCAUCUUUUCACGUGUUUGUUAGCCACCGGUAUAUCUGCUUGGGAGAAAUGUCUACUCAAUCCCCUUGCCCAGAUUUUUACUGGGUUGUUGGUCUUUCUGUUGUUGCACUGUAGGAGUUUGUUAUGCAUUCUGGAUAUUAAACCCUUAUCGGAUGUGUGGUUCCCAAAUGGCUCUCCCACCAUGUAGGCUGUCACCACACUUUCCUGACAAAGUCCUUCGAUGUGCAAGUUUUCUUCCAGUGUGAGAAAGUCCAACUUCUCUAUUUUUUAUUUUGUUUCUCAUGCUUUUGGUGUCACAUCUAAGGGCCUACCAUCAAAAGAAGGUCUUGAAGUCUUACGGUUUCCGUUCUUCUACUGGGUCAUUGAUCCAUUUUGACUUAAUUUUCAUAUAUCGGGUGAGAUAUGGCUCCAACUUCAUCCUUUGGAAGUGGAGAUCUAGUUUUCAGGAAACACAUGUUUUUAAUCGCCACCUAGAAAUGAAGAUUCACAGGUGCCAUCCAACGGCCUGUACCUCAAGCAGUCCUUGAUACCAUGAUAUCCAGUUACUGGUCACGACACUGACCGUAAUCCAAUGAAUUCUAUGCCCUUGCUCCUGAACAGGACAUGGUGGUGUGACACCCUGCAUCUAUAUACAGGACACUGCCUCUGAGUUCCUUGACUGCACCGGGUGGCACUGGCAGCCUAGAAAAAUCCAAAAUGAAGCACCCCCUAGAUUGAACCUCAACAAUCCCGAAAGACACCGAACAUCCAAUAACACAUAUGUUGCCCCUGGCAUGACACCCUCCACGCAGACGUACAGGUCCUUUUUGAAGAGCGAUAGUAGUAAUAAAGAUAAAUGAAAGGAUAUGGGUGUAGAUGUCAUGUUUUUCCCCCAAAUACUGGCCAUGUGGCCACACCCUCUGUCCAAUACCCACUCUAUCUUUCUUCAUUGUAUGUUUUAUCAAUCCCAGUGGCCAGGCUUUUUCUGCUUUGCAAAAGGGAUUUCCCUGAGAGGUUUUUCCUUUUCCCUCUUCCAGUGUCUGCCGGUAAUAUCUGUUCAGUGCACGGUGGUGCCUCUCGUGAGGUGUGAUGCUCUGUGUGGUGAGGAGCUACAGAAGUACCCAGCCCCGGGUCCUGUCCUGAGUCAAACGGAACCAAAGUCAUCAUCAAGCUCCACAGAGGGCCACAGUUUCCCUUCAUUUUCGGAAGGCGGUGAGGAGAAGGAGGGCAAGAAAAAGGCUGACACCUCAGCAGUUAUGUCCUCCCACCCUACGGUCAUGAAAGAGGGUGCCUGUGCUAAACACCCAGAGGGCACUCCCGUUUGGCCAUCAGGUACCGUGCACACCGGCCUCAAAGCUUUGAAAGCAGAGGCUCAGGAUGCCUGCCCAAAGCCCCGGACUAGGUCCCGUGGAAGCUCUGCCUUCUCUGAGAAUACUGAGGGCACCAGACAGGGCCCCUCAAAGCCUAGCUCUGCUGGCGCGGCCACGUGCUCCAGCUCCUCUAACCUCCGUCUUGCCAACAGGAAAAGGAAGCUUCAGACACAAGGAGCUCAGGAUGGACUGAAAAAAGGGCGACCUGCGGAUGACUCAGAGGCUACCGGUCCCGUCAAAUCUAAGAGCAGGAACGGACCAAGGCAAGAUCAACCUAGGUGCGUUGCUCGCCCACAGGAGCCAUGCCCCAUAGAAAGAGGAAUGGUGGUCUGGUUUAAAUUUCAAGAUUACCCAUACUGGCCAGCAGUGGUACUGAGCGUCCGGAGGGUAGAGAAGACCGCAAGGGUGCUCUUGAUUGAGGCCCACAUGAGCCAGGAGAGGAGGGGUAUCCGAGUCCCUCUCCGAAGACUGAAGCCCUUGGAUUGUCAACAGAAACCGAAACUCAUGAGCAGAGCCAAGAAGCUGUACGGCCAGAGUGUGGACUGGUGCUGCUCACUGGUGGCCCACUACAGGGAAGCAGUAGGCCGCAGGUCUUUUGUGGGCUCCCUCCUGGAGUAUUUUACCGCUGAUAUUAGUUACCCGAUUCGGAAAGCGAUCCAGGAGGGCGAGGUGGACAGCAAUUUUCCAAGGGUGAAUUAUAAUGACCUGGAGGAGUCUGAGGAGGAGCCCCACCUGGGCGGAAAGGGGCACUACAAGAAACUUCUCCCUGACCGCAGGAAGGCCGCCAGGGACCGAGGCAACCAGAAGCUCCUCGACUUCAUUGUGAAAAGAAAGGGGGCCGAAAGACACCUUCUCGACAUUGUAGACGGCAGGAAGCACUCCACGUGGCUGGACUCGUUUUUGAGUUCAACCAGGCACAUGGGCUGCACUGAGACAUACCUGGAGGAUGAAGACCAGCUGGACGUCUUGGUCAGAUAUUUACAAGAAAUCUACAAGCAAAUAGACCAGAGGAUGCUGACGCGGAUAAAGAAAGAUAAAGUCAAUUUUGUUCUGGAAGUCCUUGUGCCAGAAGCAAUCAUUUGUUCCAUGUCUGCGCUGGAGGGAUUGGAUUACAAGGACGCGGAGGCCAAGUACCUGGAUGGGCCACCUGUUCAUUACCGGGAAAAAGAGCUCUUUGAUAAAAAAAAAAGCCUUGGUGGAAAGGAGACGGAGAUUAGUUAGGAGGAAAGCUCGUUAAAUCCACUCCGGUGCCUGUACCUGAGCAGAAAGCCUUGGAAUUUACGUGAUUAAGAAGAAAAUGUGUCUGGCUGAAGUGUGUGACCCCCAUUUCUGUGGCAUGUACAUAUUUUCUGAGAACGGGAGAAUUUUGGAAACGUGGUGGGUUUGCUUUGGCUCCAUCUCCGGAAUUGGAGGGAGGCACACGCAGCAUCAUUCCUUGUUCCCACACUUGCCCAAUAAUAUUUUUUUUGUUAGGACAGUGCAAACUGGUCCACUUCCACCUGUUUUUUUUUCCUUUGCAUCUUAU
Molecule: messenger RNA, 4235 nt
Organism: Loxodonta africana (African savanna elephant)
Lineage: Eukaryota; Metazoa; Chordata; Mammalia; Proboscidea; Elephantidae
Product: PWWP domain-containing DNA repair factor 4-like
Exons: 1
Coding region: 2207-3931 (574 amino acids)
Source: RefSeq, a predicted model, not a curated record